AUGUCUGAAUUCGCCGACGCAAAGACCAUCGAGAAGGUCGUCCCCGAGACCUCUGCCGUCAAGUCCUUCCUCUCCGGAGGAUUCGGUGGUAUCGCCUCCGUCCUCGUCGGACACCCCUUCGACUUGGCCAAGGUCCGCAUCCAAACCAGCCCCAAUGGCACCUACAAGGGCACCAUCGAUGUCUUUAGCAAGUCCCUCAAGGCCGACGGUGUCCGUGGUCUCUACCGCGGAAUGUCCACCCCCCUCGUCGGAGUCACCCCCAUCUUCGCCGUCUCCUUCUGGGCCUAUGAUUUGGGCAAGAAGAUCGUCCACGCCAUCCCCGGCCGUGAGCCCCGCGACCUCAACUUGGCCGAGUUUGCCUUUGCCGGUUUCUUCUCGGCUAUCCCCACCACCCUCUUGAUGUCUCCCACCGAGCGCAUCAAGGUCAUCCUCCAGACCCAGGGCACCGGUGCCAACAAGCUUUACAACGGACCCGUCGAUGUCGCCCGUGCCUUGUACAAGGAGGGCGGUAUGGCUUCGAUCUUCCGUGGAACUGGUGCUACCUUGUUGCGUGAUGGUCCUGGAUCUGCUGCCUACUUUGUUGCCUACGAGGUCAUCAAGCGCUCCCUUAUCCCCGCCGGUGGCACUGCUAAUGACUUGAACCCCCUCUCCGUUCUCUUUGCUGGUGGUAUGGCUGGUGUUGCCAUGUGGACUAUUGCUAUUCCCCCAGAUGUUCUUAAGUCCCGCCUCCAGUCUGCUCCCGCUGGCACCUACACGGGCAUUGCUGAUGUCCUUCGCGUCCUCUUGAAGACCGAGGGUCCCCAGGCUCUCUUCAAGGGUCUCGGCCCCGCCAUGUUCCGUGCCUUCCCCGCCAACGCUGCUUGCUUCCUCGGUGUUGAGUACUCUCUCCGUGCCAUGAACAUGGUCUUCUAA
Linnemannia hyalina is the source of this 912-nucleotide messenger RNA. The record is from the annotation of a GenBank genome assembly. Lineage: Eukaryota; Fungi; Mortierellomycota; Mortierellomycetes; Mortierellales; Mortierellaceae.